Molecule: messenger RNA, 2837 nt
Organism: Stylophora pistillata
Lineage: Eukaryota; Metazoa; Cnidaria; Anthozoa; Scleractinia; Pocilloporidae
Product: polypeptide N-acetylgalactosaminyltransferase 1
Biological process (GO): protein O-linked glycosylation
Cellular component (GO): Golgi apparatus
Molecular function (GO): polypeptide N-acetylgalactosaminyltransferase activity
Source: RefSeq, a predicted model, not a curated record
GAAGUACAAGAAGUAAUUUACAAUUAAUUUAAGUAAUUUACAAGUAGUAAUUUCGCGCAUCAAACGAGCGUCCUUAUGUCGUGUUGAAACUUAGUUCGGGGGAACUGGUCGAGACUUCACAUGACGUUCAGUGACCUAGCCGUUGUCGUUUCCAGGGUCCCCUCUUAAGAAGGAAAAGGAGCCUGGAAACAAGUAUUGGCGUUUAAGAGUGGGACUGGGGGGUGCGCUAUUGAUAAACUAACAACACAAAUCAAAGAACGCGGCUCAGCCUCAAUCGUGUCGGUGUGGAGUCGGGAAUCACCUACCAUAACCCUUUACACCAUUUUAUCGAAAUGCUUAUCCUUCAUGCCGUUCUGUAUACAUUUCCUGAAGUGCUGAAAAGGAGGAUUUGUUUAUCAGUCCUGAGCUUCUUCAGUUGAUGAUUAUUUCUUUUAUUCUUGUAACUUAAUAAUUUGAUUCAGAGUGAUGUCCUAAUUAAGGAGAAGUUGACGCUAGUGUCUCUUAGAGGCGAAGGAGUUGUCCUACUUAAAUUGAUUUAAAACGAAAACUCACGCGAAGUGUAAACUGAUCCUUGGUAAAGAAUUGUUGUGAGAUAAAAUGGAGGCGCCACGAACGAAACCUUGACGAUCCUAUAGUCUACGGGCUCCUCAGUCUGGGGAAUCUUACUAUUAUUCCAUUGCAGUCCUUUCAAUGACAGUCUUCUAUUUUCCCAGAAUGCCGUGGUAGACAGGUACCGGUGAAUUCAACUCAGUGGAUGAUAAUGGUUGAAACCUGAUAAAAACCUGUAACUGUAUCAAUAUUUUAUCAACUGAGUACCAUGUUCUUUCACCUCUUGAAAGCCGGUAUGGCUCUAAAAAUUCUUUGAGUAAUUUCUUUACGUUGAGACUCGGACAGUUUCAAGCGAGCGAUAAAUCGAAAACCCAGAGGAUGAGAUCGACUAUUGACUUGGCGUAAAGGGUACAUCAGCAGACUGGAUGGUGCACGCUACAAACAUUUGCGGUCAUUGUCACGAAUUGACUCAUUAUGAUGAGAAAUCGGAGAUUGUUUGUGAAAGUGUUCAUACUAACCUCUCUAUUUUGGCUCGCAGUGGACAUUCUUUACAUUUUAACUUCCAUGAACAGCCAAAUGAACUUUUUCGAUACAGACUCGUUCGUAACGUUAGACGCGACCGGAAGUUCGCUUGAACUGCGCUCACGCGAGUCCUCACACGAGAACAUGAAAGAGCGGAAGUGGCGAAGGCCAAGAGUAAAACCUUACUUUGCAGAUGUGAUACAAGGAUUAGGAGAUGACGGUGAGCCUGCAUCUUUACCCCCGCGAUUCAAGGACGAAGCAGAGCAUGUUUUUGAUAACCAUUCAUUUAAUGUUAUUCUCAGUGAUCAUAUGUCAUUGGACAGAACUCUUAAAGACUAUCGGGGGCCAAAGUGUCGCAAAAAACACAAGAAAUACCCUACUAAUUUACCGACUACAAGCGUAAUCGUUUGUUUCCAUAACGAGGCACUGUCCGUUUUGUUAAGAACAGUACACAGUGUCCUCAAUCGGUCGCCUCCACAUCUCCUGGCUGACAUUGUGUUGGUAGAUGACUUCAGUGAAUACCAGAACCUCAAAAUGCCGUUGGAGGAACAACUUAGCGAAUUUGAAAAAGUUAAAGUUAUUCGGAUGUCUCGGAGGGAAGGCCUGGUUCGAGCGCGGCUUCGCGGAGCCGAGGUGUCCCGAGGGGAGGUUUUAACUUUCUUGGACUCUCAUUGUGAAGCAACUGAAGGGUGGCUAGAACCGCUACUGGCUCGGAUUGCGCAGAAUCGCACCAAUGUCGUGUGUCCUGUGAUAGAAGUGAUAAAUGCCGACGACUUUGGUUAUCAAACAUCAGACGUGAUUUAUGAGCGCGGAGGGUUUUCGUGGGAUUUGUUCUUUACCUGGAAAGCCAUUCCAGAAGAGGAAAAGAAACGAAGAGAGGACGAAACAGACUUCAUAAGGAGUCCUACUAUGGCGGGCGGUUUGUUCUCGAUGCAUAAACAGUAUUUUUACGACCUAGGAUCAUAUGACGACCAAAUGGACAUUUGGGGAGGGGAGAACCUGGAACUAUCCUUCAGAGUAUGGAUGUGUGGAGGACAGUUGGAGAUCGUACCAUGCUCACGUGUUGGUCACGUGUUUCGUAAAUAUACGUCACCUUACAAGUUUCCUAAGGGUACUGGAGUCACUCUGGCGAAGAACUUCAAUCGUCUGGCCGAAGUAUGGCUGGACGAGUACAAGGAAUUUUACUACAGGAGGAAAACUGAUGAAGAGAAAAGCGUCGAUAUUGGAGACAUAAGCGAGCGAGUAAAGCUAAGAGAGAGACUGGGCUGUAAGAGCUUUAAAUGGUAUCUGGAAAACGUGUUCACGGAUAUGGCUUCAGUGGAUCCCAAUCCCCCGGCGCAAGGCGAGAUACGAAAUCCAGGCUCAUCUCUAUGUGUGGACACGCUUGGAGAGAAAUCGGCCAAAGUAGACCGCGUGGGACUGUACACCUGUCAUGGCAUGGGAGGAAACCAGUUUUUCACCUUGACGAAGAUGAACGAAAUUCAGUUCGGCGAUGACAAGUGUUUGGACGCGCCGAACAGCGAGCCGGGAAGCUUUGUUGAGAUGAUCACGUGUCAUGCUUUGAGGGGAAAUCAGGAAUGGAAACACGACAAGAGAAAGGGUAGCAUAGUUCACGUCUGGACAGGCACGUGUUUAGACUUGUCUAAAGACAGACAGAAUCUUGUCGUUAAUCCAUGCAGGAAGGGAAAAAGUUCACAAAAAUGGAAGUUUUCCCGUUACCAACAGCUUAAGAGCAAGAACAGUUCUUAGCAUGUCCAAUAAAUUUU